This is a messenger RNA of Darwinula stevensoni, 460 nucleotides long. The record is from the annotation of a GenBank genome assembly. Lineage: Eukaryota; Metazoa; Arthropoda; Ostracoda; Podocopida; Darwinulidae.
AUGGAUAGAACUGACACUGAGGUGAAUCCAAAAGCAUACCCAUUGGCAGAUGCUCAGCUGACUACCAAGAUUCUCAAUCUGAUUCAACAAGCUGUCAGCUAUAAGCAGCUGAGAAAGGGAGCCAAUGAAGCCACAAAAACUCUGCAUAGAGGGCAGUCAGAAUUUGUGGUAUUGGCAGCAGAUGCAGAACCACUGGAGAUAUUGCUGCAUCUGCCACUGUUGUGUGAGGACAAGAAUGUACCAUAUGUCUUUGUGAGAUCCAAGCAAACUCUGGGAAGGGCAUGUGGAGUUUCACGUCCUGUCAUCGCUUGCUCAGUGACGCAGAGUGAAGAGUCACAGCUGAAGCCUCAGAUUCAAGUCAUCCAGCAGGAGAUUGAAAAACUCCUCAUCUAAUGAUCUCUUUUUCACUAGUGAAUUUGGGAUGCUUUUGAAUAAAAUAUGUUUUGUUAAAGAAACAGAG